GUUAUUUUUAUUUUUGUAAAAAAGUUAAGUGAAAAAGAAUUUCUCAGUACCAAACACACCCAAAAAAGUUACGUCAAUCUUUUGGUAUUUUCCCUCCUUAUAAAAAUACAACUCCCCCCAAAAACUAACACAGCACUACACUCCUUAGUCCUACAACACUACACACUGUACCCACAGGUCACACUGUCGGCAAACACACCUCCCUCUUCCUCUGCUCCUUUGCUCUUUUCCUGUUUACACACAACACUUCCUCGGUUUCUCCGCCAGCCGGAAACUGAGGAUUAACAUAGCGGUGUUGUUUUAUACUUGUACUACUGACCCACAUUUCACUUACAUACAUUAUGGGAACUCACUCUCCAAAGUUCACUUUCACUAACAUUUUUUACUUUGUGGUAGCUACGGUUGUGUUUUUUGAGCCGUUCAUGGCUUUUGCUGGUCCUCUGCGUCGUGUUGUUGACACACAUUGGUACCCUGCUACUGCUACCUGGUAUGGCAGCCCUGAAGGCGACGGCAGUACCGGUGGGGCAUGUGGGUACGGGUCAAUGGUGGAUGUGAGGCCCUUCCGGGCACGGGUCGGGGCAGUGAGUCCAAUAUUGUUCAAAAAUGGUGAAGGAUGUGGGGCCUGCUAUAAAGUCAAGUGUUUAGACAGUUCCAUUUGUUCUAGAAGAGCUGCCACGGUGAUUAUUACCGAUGAAUGUCCCGGCGGCUACUGCUCUGGCGGCAGAGUUCACUUCGACCUUAGUGGCGCCGCCUUUGGACACAUGGCCGUUUCCGGUUACGGUGGUAGCCUCCGUGACCGCGGUGUUAUCUCCGUCAUCUACCGCCGAACUCCAUGUAAGUACCCCGGAAAGAAUAUAGCCUUCCAUGUAAAUGAAGGCUCAACACCUUACUGGCUGUCUCUUCUUGUGGAAUUUGAAGAUGGAGAUGGUGAUGUUGGAUCCAUGCGUAUCAGAGAGGCAAGGUCGAACCAAUGGUUAGAGAUGACACAUUUAUGGGGAGCAAAUUGGGCCAUAAUUGGAGGGCCAUUGCAAGGACCUUUUUCAGUAAAGCUAACAACACUCUCAACAGGAAGAGCCCUCUCAGCAAGAGAUGUUAUUCCAGGCAACUGGUCUCCUAAAGCUACUUACACCUCACGCCUUAACUUCUACUAAUAUAUUGCCCUUUAAUUUGUGUGGGGCACAAUUUUUCCAUUUUUUUUUUAAAAGAAAAGUAGCCGUUUGGAUCAGCAUAAAAAUAGUAUCCAAGGCUCUUUCUUUUUUAGUAUCUAAGGUUGUAACUUCUUCUUUUUCCCUACUUUUGUUGUUGUUGUUGUGUGCUUAGCUAGUUAACAGUGGUACGGUGGAAUGGAUAAAUCUUUCCAUUCUGAAAUCAUAAACCUUGAGUUCGAGCCUUGGAGUAUAGAAAAGUCCAGUUCAGGAGUAUCGCUUCCUCUUAAAUGAGCCUUAAGCGGCGCGUUGUCAAUAGUAGCCCUCUCCAAAGGAGAGUGAGCGCUUUGCCUAGUGUUAUUUUUAUCUUUUUUAUUUGGGUGUAAUAAGUGGUGUUAUGUUGAUGUUAUUGGGUUGUAAGGUGAAGUUAGUGGGGUCCUUUUGUGUGGUUUUUAACUGAGGACCAAAUGAAUGCACAUGUAAUGUAAUGUUGCUUGAUGUGGAAACAUGAAUGAAUGAUGUGGGGGGACCUUUCUGCCCUUUUGGGUAGUUUGGUUCUGUUUCUCAAGUAUUUAAUA
This is a messenger RNA of Capsicum annuum, 1723 nucleotides long. RefSeq names its product expansin-B3. The coding region runs from base 342 to 1151 and encodes 269 amino acids. Gene Ontology annotation, biological process: sexual reproduction. Lineage: Eukaryota; Viridiplantae; Streptophyta; Magnoliopsida; Solanales; Solanaceae. Gene Ontology annotation, cellular component: plasmodesma; extracellular region. The transcript has 4 exons. The record is from RefSeq and is a predicted model, not a curated record.